This is a messenger RNA of Salmo salar (Atlantic salmon), 5545 nucleotides long. The record is from RefSeq and is a predicted model, not a curated record. NCBI's taxonomy places the organism in Eukaryota, Metazoa, Chordata, Actinopteri, Salmoniformes, Salmonidae.
UGCAAGAGGAAGGCAUUGAUGCUAUGGACUGGCCCGCCCGUUCCCCAGACCUGAAUCCAAUUGAGCACAUCUGGGACAUCAUGUCUCGCUCCAUCCACCAACAGACUGUCCAGGAGUUGGUGGAUGUUUUUGUCCAGGCCUGGGAGGAGCUCCCUCAGGAGACCAUUCGCCACCUCAUCCGGAGCAUGCCCAGGCGUUGUAGGGAGGUCAUACAGGCACGUGGAGGCCACACACACACUACUGAGCCUCAUUUUGACUUGUUUUAAGGACAUUACAUCAAAGUUGGAUCAGCCUGUAGUGUGGUUUUCCACUUUAAUUUUGAGUGUGACUCCAAAUCCAGACCUCCAUGGGUUGAUAAAUUGGAUUUCCAUUGAUUAUUUUUUUGUGAUUUUGUUGUCAGCACAACUAUGUAAAGAAAAAAGUAUUUAAUAAGAUUUAUUUAUUUCAUUCAGAUCUAGGAUGUGUUGUUUAAGUGUUCCCUUUAUUUUUUUGAGCAGUGUAUAUUGACUGGGAGUUAAAAGGUACAACCGUAGUUCAUACAAUUCUGAUGAGAAAAUUGGAUUCAAUAAUCAUGCCUUCAUGACAUGUUUGUUCAUUGAUCUCCUGUUUAAUGAUAUUACAUAUUCAUAUACGAAUAUUACGUUUUCAUGAUCAUUUAUUAAACAUUUUACUCAAAUCAGCUAUGAAAAAGGAUUGAAACCCCAUGGUUGAUAAUACCAAGCAUUAUGCAAUCUGGGAGGCAAGAUAAUGCUGUCAUUGGACAAUAACAAUUAUUUAGCAAAUCCCUGAAGACAUGAAAUUGAAAUCUGAGAUGGAUUAGAAAUGACAUCCAUGUCACAAACAAGCCAACAGUCUGAGAUGGUUUACAUAUACAAACAGACAAAACGCAUGACAACACAGCAGAUGUUGAUGUCUCUUUUUUCAGUCUGAGAACAAAAAAUGUGACCUGAUGCCAUCCUGGUUUGACGAUCCCUGGAAUCAGGAGGGAAUGCGCAGGAAAUCCGGGAAUCAUCCAACUGGGAUUUUGGAAUUUUGCUACUCUUAACUUUAGCACAUGGUGGUACCUACCUUGUAGCUGACACAGAGGGGAACCUGGGGGAUCUUGAUGUAGAUGGAGGAGUUAUUCAUGGCUGCUCUCUCCUUCAUCUUUUCGAUGUCAUCAACAGGAUGCUAGACAGGGAAUUAAGACAUACUUCAGUUUCAAUACGGUAUGAAAGACCUAAGGCCGUGUCUGAAAUGGAACCCUAAUCCUCAUCCUAGUGCACUUCUUUUGACCAGGGUCCAUAGAGCUCUGGUCAGAAGUAGUGCACUGUAUAGAGAAUAGGGUGCCAUUUUGGGACGUAGCCUAUGGCUGCAACAGUAGCACACUCCCCAGCCCAGGGAUUCAUGGAGAGGUCAGACUGCCUUUUACUAGCACGUUAUCUGAUGACACUUGACAUGGUCAAAUACUGUAUGCUCUGGUGUGGAGAUGGAGCUGGCAGGUCAUUAUGGGGCAGAGAGACUGAUGACAAAGCAGUGUCAAGGACUGACCCUGACCCCCCCCCCCUUUGUAUUUAUGAUCAAAGUCACAACUGACCCUAGAUCAGCACUCCUAUUCGAAGAGGCUUUAUGGAGAUGGGGCCUAGUUAUCUGCUAAAAACAAAUACCAUGGUCUUAUUGACCAAAUGUAUCUUUGUUUUCUUGUUUGUUUUUUCAUUCAAUGCAUCACACAUGGUCCUUAACUUUCAGAAUGAGCAGCCUAUACUUGUUGCAUUAAUAGUAUGACUAGGGUGAUGGCUAUUUUUUUAAAGUUUCAUUGUCCAUUUCUCCAUUAAAUCAAUUAGAACAUUUCAUAGUUUAUAUGUUGACUACGGUUGUGUCUCGAAUGGCACCCCAUUCCCUAUAUAGUUCACUACUUUAGGGUAUAGGAUGCCAAAGUAGUGCACUAUAUAUGGGAUAGGAUGCUGUUUUAAGAUGCAAAUAAUGUGACUUGUUCAGAGUGUAAUUUCCUGCUGGUUCAGGAAUACUGUAUCCUCAAACAAAUGUAUAUCCGGUAGAUUGUAAAACAUUUUCAUCUCAAAUGAAAGUACCUUCAAACCAUAGAAAUGCUGUCUGUUGCAACAGUUAGAAAUAUCUGAUUCACUAGUACUGUAAUGAUAUAUUAUAGCCUUGUGCUUUUUUUAUAGCGUUGGGAUUUUACUCAAGUCUGUAUGAUACUGUCACACUGACUGGGAAGUGCAUCCCUGUAAAUAACAUAAAAAUAUAUACUUUUUACCCUGCAUGAGACUUUUCCGACAACAUAUAUGCCACAGCAGACUUCUGUUUUACACUGUAGUUCCUCAACAUAUCUGUGCAAUAUAUCACAACCAAGCAGCAACAAUAUGUCCUUGUUGUUUUAUAUUUGAUGGCACUUACAGCCUUGAUAGGCUCUGCAAAAGUAAUGUUGUUGCAGCUUGUCUCCAUAAUGUUUUGUAAUUUUAACACUACAGCUCUUUUUUUAAGCAAAGUAUUUCCGAUAUUUUUAUAACCAUGUUAAUUCUUUUAAAUUACCGCUGUACCAACACCUUAGUUUGUUAUUCAAUUGCAGCUUCCUUAAAGUGCAAGAUGUCAAUUAUUUAUAUCUAAAUAUUUCAAGAAACAUUUAUUAUAGCUCAAUGAAGUUUCUUUAACGCUUUUUCUUAUCACCAUGCAUGCAACUAUAAAUGUUUGUCAAUAAAAUGUUCUAAUGUCUCUUAUAGCUGAAUGUGUCAUGUAUGUUCUCAGAAGUUCACUACACCGUCAACUUAUAAUUGAUUUCGUAAUCAUUAAUAGAUGUGUAACCGAAAUGUGGAGUUUUCGUUUUAGCUGUUAUUUCCAGUGGAGUGUGAGUGGCUAAUUGAUCAUUCAUAUGACAGGCUCAACUGGAGCGGAACUUCGCCUUCUGCAGAAUAACAUCGAAUGGGCGGUUAUUAUUCCUUGCUAGAGAUGAUGAUCAAACCCCGCGCGCCGCUCGGUCGUGGCGGGUCAGCAACUUGCACUCGAUGUUUCACACCGCAGUGUAAAAGACAAUAGAAAAUAAUGUGGGGUUGAUCGAGGUUUACCAAAUUAUGUGAUGGGCAGCGACUCAAGUAAACAAAAGAGACAGGCGCCAAGCCAAGAGAGACGACGCUAUCAAGCCUGGCAUAGCCUUCUCUCCAAUAUGGGAAUAUCCUUUACUGACGGAAUUCGCCACCUUGGCCCACCUGGUCUGGCCACACAGCGCAUGGUGCUCGGCAGUGAAACCCCAAUCCCUGAGGACCACCUCCUCCCAGGAGACAGCCCUCAGAAGCCUGUCAUGGAGUGGACUCACCCUGGCUUCAUCUCUAUCUUUCUGCCUGAGUUCCCACACCCUAAAUUCCCUGGGCAAGACAAUUUCCAGAUCCUGGGCUUCAUAGCUAAAGGCUCCUUUGGUCCUAUCUUGAAAGUAAAGGACAGGUCGAAGGGGAAGACUUAUGCCGUUAAGGUUUUAUCCAAGUCUGAGAUACUGAAGCAUGGGGUCCUGGAACAGUCAAAGGAGGAGGUCAUCAUUCAGCGGCAGGUCAGCCACCCAUUCCUCCACAAUCUGCAGGAUUGCUGGCAGACCCAGCGUCACCUCUUCAUUAUGUGUGAGUACUGCAGUACUGGAGACCUGUAUACCUACUGGUUACUGAAGGGCCAGUUUGGGGAGGAUGAGGCUCGGGUGUUCGCUGCAGAGCUAGGCUGUGCUUUGGGUUUCCUUCACAACUUGGGGAUCAUGCAUAGGGAUGUCAAAAUGGAAAAUGUCCUUCUGUCUGACCAAGGUCAUCUGCGUUUAACUGACUUUGGACUCUCUCGCCGUCUUGAGCAGGGCGCAAGAGCAUUUACAAUUUGUGGGACAAUCCAAUACAUGGCUCCUGAAGUCCUGAGUGGGGGUCCCUACAGCCAUGCUGCUGAUUGGUGGUCUCUCGGCGUUCUGUUGUUCUCAUUGGUGACCGGAAAGUUCCCUGUGCCUCCAGAGCCUGACCACUCCAACAUGCUGAGAAAGGUCAGAGAUUGCACAUACUCCAUACCCAAGACCUUCAACCCUGCAUUGACCCUUCUGCUCACAGAGCUUCUAUGCAAGAACCCAGCUCAUCGCCUGCGUAGCCUGGAGCGCUUCAAAAGGCAGACGUUUUUCCGUGGCACUUCCUUUGACUCUCAACUGCUACAGAAGAGACCCGUUGAACUAAUUCUAGAACUGAAGAACCAUCCUGAUCGUCCAGCCAUAGCCAUGCGAGGCCUGUCUAUGGACUACUUCCAGAACUUUGACUGUGACAUAUUCCACUCCCCUACCAGCCCCACUGACAUGUCACCUACUUUGGCCAACAUUGACCUGAGCCAGACCCUGGCUACAGCUCAGGGUUUUAGCGCAUGAGAUGUGCCUGUGCUACUGUGACUCAAUACUGACUGUAAUGGAAACAAGUAUGGACAUGUAUUUGAUAUAUACAUUUUGUACCACAUGGAUACAUGGUUGUGAAAAAUCUCCUGUAUGUUUUCUUUAUUUACAUGGCCUGUUUGGCUCCCUCUCUUCCUCUGUAUACCUCUUUGCAUACCCAUUUAAUGGGGUGAUAAAUAUAGAUGAGCUUUAAUGCACUGAAUACCACCACUUACCAAAAAAGGUUUAUAACAUUUCUAUUUCCCAUUGAGUACUGCAACUCAAAGCCUCUCAAGGCUCUGCCAAAUGGCACUUUCCAAAUGUGGAUCAACCACCUGCAUGUUUGACCUUUUACCUUUGUUAUUACAUUUGUAUAAGAAGAUCUCUAUUUUCCUGAAAAUCCUUUCACAUAUAUUGUUUUUAAUGAAAUAUUUAUUUAAUUCUGUGUAAUUUUAGGUUUGAUUGCUGAGGCCAUCUGAUUAUUUGAUUGACUGUUGUGUGUGAUCACAAUGCCUUUGACUGUUCACAAAGUCCUGCUCUAUACCCAUGUCUCAUUAGAUUUCACUAACUGUUGUUGUGUUUUACCCAACCACAGUAACAUCUGAAAAAUGAAAGCCCCUAUGAACUCAUGAUGGAGUUGUCUCCUGUCAUGAUAAACUAGGAGAAAUAUCAAAGGAAAUAGGUACCUUUAUGCAAUGCCUCUAUUUGGAGCCACUUGAAGUGUUAAAAAUAGUUGAUAAGUUCCACAGGUUUUUUAGGUUAAUGUUUUUAGCUGUUCCAGAUAUAGAGCCUGAGUCACUUCAGACACCUAAUCAUCAGUCAUGGCAGCAGAGAACAUACACACAUUUGAGCCAGUACAAUACAAGAGGAGGCUUUCAGUUUAUUGUAACCAACAGAAAAGUAUACAUCUUACAGAGUAUUAUUCAUUUGGAAUCUCAAAUGUUUUUUCACCUGAAAUCUGUGGUUCAGUUGGUAGAGCAUGGAGGUUGCAACGUCCCGGUCAUGGGUUCAAGUCCUGUGGGGCCCUGGACACCCAUAUGAAAAUGUAUGGAUGAUGCACCACUGCAAGUCCUUUUGGAUAAACGCGUCUGCUAAAUGGCAUAUAUUAUGUUAACACAUACUGUACAUUAUUUGUAUUGCACUACAACUGGAUACAUAAAGACAACUUUUUCCUCA